Molecule: messenger RNA, 1449 nt
Organism: Monosiga brevicollis MX1
Lineage: Eukaryota; Choanoflagellata; Craspedida; Salpingoecidae
Exons: 9
Coding region: 1-1449 (482 amino acids)
Biological process (GO): carbohydrate metabolic process
Molecular function (GO): alpha-amylase activity; calcium ion binding
Source: RefSeq, a predicted model, not a curated record
AUGCUUGCGGUGGGCUACGUCUUGUUGGCGCUUUCGGCGCUGGCAGUUGGAGGGACACACGCUGCGACGGCCGACCAAUGGCGACGUGAGGUCAUUUACCAGAUCUUGACUGAUCGCUUUGCCAACCCCAGCCAGCCGACUGAAGCCUGUGCAGAUCUUUCCACAUACUGUGGCGGCACGUGGGCGGCGGGUGUCCCCUAUCUGGACUACAUCCGCAAGCUUGGCGCCACGGCCGUGUGGAUAUCACCCAUCCCUGACAACACCGACGGUGGCUACCAUGGAUACUGGCAGCAGAACAUGAGCCGUCUCAACGCCAACUUCGGGGAUGCCAACGGCCUGACACAAUUUGUUGAGGCAUGUCACAAGUUGGAGAUCAAAGUAAUGCUGGACGUCGUCAUCAAUCACGUUGGCAACCAGGAUUCAAGCGAUCACAACGAUUUUCAUCAAUUUUAUCCAUUCAACUCGGUUGACCAUUACCAUAGCUACUGCAUCAUUCAAGAUUUCACCAACUUGCAGCAGGUUCAGCUCUGCCGCUUGUCGGGUCUACCGGAUCUAAAUCAAUCCAAUACAUUUGUGGAUGGGUUCCUCCGUGACUGGAUCAAGUCAACCCUUCAAACCUUUGGGUUUGACGGCCUGCGCUAUGAUACCGUCAUGGAGGUGCCAGCGGCAUACUGGGCGAGCUACACUAGUGAUCUUGGUGUCUUUACCAUUGGUGAGGUUGAUGAUGGAGACGUGGCCACCGUGGCACCCUUUCAAGGGCCCCUGGAUGCCACCUUGAAUUACCCCAUGUAUUGGGCGCUUCGCCACGCCUUCCAAGAAAAGCAAUCCAUGUGGGGCAUCUCAACAACAUGGAAAGAUUGCAAAGCCUCUUUCCAGGACACAAAGCUCUUGGGGCUGUUUGUCGACAACCACGACAACCCCCGUUUCCUCAAUAUUAACAGCGAUAGCGUGGCCCUGGCCAAUGCCCUCGCUUGGAUUCUAUUUGCCGAAGGCAUUCCAAUCAUUUACUAUGGCACUGAACAGGGCUUCAGUGGUGGCAAUGAUCCUGCCAAUCGCGAGGACCUCUGGCGCUCAGGCUAUCAAACGUCAAACGCCAUCUUCACGCUGUUGACGGUGCUGACUACCUAUCGAAACACCUUACCGGAUAGCUUCUUUCAGGCCGAGCAGCUGGAGCGCUACGUGAUGGAUGAUCUCUACGUCUUUGUGCGUGGUCAGGUGAUCGUGGCCACCACAAACGGUGGAAAUGGCCACAGCACUAGUGCAUCAGUGCCUGAUCUUCCCUUUGCCAAUGGUACACGACUGAUUGAUAUUGUGGCAGGCAAGGAUGCUAUCACGGUCAACAACGGCACCGCUGAUAUCGUCAUUGAUGACGGUGCGUGUGUCGAGUUGUGUCUUGCGCCCUCCCCUGUUCGUCCACGACCGUUGCUUUGUUAUGGCCCCUCGGUGUAG